AUGAAUUUAUCAAAAACAUAAGAAAUUUUCUAUGGUUUCGAAUAAUUUGAAAGUUUUAUAGAAAGACUUUUAAAUUAAUUUGAAAACAUGAGGUAAGAAUUAUUUAAUGGGAUUAUUGAUCUUAUUAAUGUAUUCCGAAAACAGAAGAAUACGAUAUCUGAAAUAAAGGAAAAAUAUUCACAAUAAUCCAGCAACAAACAUUUAAAUAAAAUAUAUUUAAGUUGUAAAGUUGUUCAAGAAUAAUAGCUUAAAAAAUUUUUAAACUAGAUGCAGAAAUUUUAGGAAACAUUAUCAUCUAUAUACAAAUCCGAUUCUAUUUGGCUUGAUGAAUUAUUCAAUGAAGAAUUAAUGAAUGUAAGACUAGUUCUGAUGGAUGAUACAAUGAGUUAAAACGAAGCAUGCUUUGCAAUUGCGCUUAAUCAACCAGGAACAAUUAUGGCAUCAGGAUCAGAAAAUCAAAUAAAAAUGUGGAACUUUAAUAAUGGGAAUAUAAAAUAGAUCACUACUUUAUCUACACAUUAAAUGCUGAUAUUUUGCUUGAUUUUUAGCAACAAGUGUAAUAGCUUUCUUUCAGGGAGUAACGAUUCAAUCUCGAUGUGGUAAACUAAAGAUGAUUAAAGUUGGGAAAAUGUUAAUACUAUAUAAAUUGGAGCAUAUUGUAUGAUACUAAAUACAAAUGAGGCUAAACUCUACAUUGGUGGGUAAGAAUCAAUUAGUGUAUCUGAUAUUAACUUUGAGAAAAAAAAGCUAGAUAUAAUGUGGAUAUUGCCAGUUAAGUAAGCUUAUUGCAUAAGUUUAAAUGAAGAUGAAACCUUUUUGGUUGCUUGUUCUAAUGAUAAAUAAAUACGUAUUUGGUAAAUAUAAUAACAUUCUAUUUAUGAACAUCAAAUUAUUGAUACUAAUUAAGAUGGGCAUAAAAUAUGCUUUUUAACAAAUACACAAUUCAUUUGGUUGCCUAAAGAGUAAUAUUAACAAAACAGUGUUUAUGUAUAUGAACUAUAAGAAGGAGAAUUUCAACAUCAGAAAGACAAAAUGAUACCUUUAUAGACAGAUGCUAAAUGCUAUGAUUGUCUCUUUUUCCCUAUAAUAUUUAAUUAAGGAAGAAAAAUGUUUGCUGUUAGACAUAAAUAUUAUUUAUAUUUGCUAAAGAUAUGUUCAAAUGGGAAAUUUAAAAUUGUUACACAAAAAGAAUUUCUAACUGAUGAAAUUUAUGGUACAAUGACGAAAGAUGGGAACAAUUUAGUUUUAUGGGAUGAGAUUAGCAAGAAGUAUCAGAUAUAUGAAAUUGAAAUUUCAUGA
This is a messenger RNA of Paramecium octaurelia, 1299 nucleotides long. The record is from the annotation of a GenBank genome assembly. Lineage: Eukaryota; Ciliophora; Oligohymenophorea; Peniculida; Parameciidae.